Molecule: messenger RNA, 1743 nt
Organism: Benincasa hispida (wax gourd)
Lineage: Eukaryota; Viridiplantae; Streptophyta; Magnoliopsida; Cucurbitales; Cucurbitaceae
Product: serine carboxypeptidase 1-like
Biological process (GO): secondary metabolic process; proteolysis
Molecular function (GO): serine-type carboxypeptidase activity; acyltransferase activity, transferring groups other than amino-acyl groups
Source: RefSeq, a predicted model, not a curated record
UGCUUGAAAAUACAAAAAUAUAAUAGAAAAUAUAAGAGGAGGAGCGUAACGACCCAAAAAAAAAAGGAGGUUAUAUAAAUGGGAGAAGGUUGAAGAGGAAGAAGGAAGGAAGGAAGAAAAUGGGGAAAGGACUAUUAAUGUUGUUGGUUUGGAAGUGUGUGCUAGUUGUGGCCAUUGAAGCAGCUCCUGAAGGUUCUAUUGUAACUCAUUUGCCUGGCUUCACUUCCGUUUUUCCAUCAAAACAUUACUCUGGGUAUAUCAAGAUUGAUCAAAUUGAGAGCGGGAAAAGGCUGUUUUAUUACUUCGUCACGUCGGAGCGGAGCCCGGCGGAGGAUCCGGUGGUUCUCUGGCUCAACGGCGGCCCUGGUUGCUCUAGCUUCGACGCCUUUGUUUAUGAACACGGACCUUUCAAUUUUGAGGAAGGAAAGCCAAAGGGAACCCUACCCACCUUACAUCUCAAUCCUUACAGCUGGUCCAAGGUUUCAAAUAUUAUAUAUUUGGAUUCUCCUGCUGGGGUUGGCUUAUCUUACUCAUCAAACAAAGACAAUUACAUAACAGGAGACAUUCAAACUGCUUCUGAUACCCACAAUUUCCUUCUCAAAUGGUUUAAGGAAUUUCCAGAGUUCCUUAAAAAUCCAUUUUACAUAGCAGGAGAGUCUUUUGCAGGCAUCUAUGUCCCUACACUUGCUUCUCAACUUGUUAAAGGGCUCAAAAGUGGAGUUGUACCCGUCAUAAAUUUAAAGGGGUACAUGGUGGGGAAUGGUGUGACGGACCAAAAGUUUGAUGGCAAUGCUCUCGUCCCCUUUGCAUAUGGCAUGGCCCUCAUCUCAGACGCUAUCUUUAAGGAAGCUGAAGCAUCUUGUGGUGGAAAUUACUACAGCCCUCAAACUAGCGAAUGCUUUGAUAAGCUUGACCGAGUUGACCAGGCUCUAGAGGGAUUAAACAUAUACGACAUAUUGGAGCCAUGUUAUCACACACCAAGCACAAAAAUGAACGAAAGCAACACAAAUUUGCCGCCGAGUUUUCAACAACUUGGGGAGACGGAGAAGCCUUUGGCCGUGAGGACGCGGAUGUUCGGUCGUGCUUGGCCGUUUAGGGCGCCGGUGCGCGACGGCAUCGUCCCUCUUUGGCCUCAACUAGCUCAUGAUAAUACCAAAUCCACUGUCCUAUGUAUGAAUGACGAAGUUGCAACGACAUGGUUGAACGACGAAUCUGUGAGAAUGGCCAUUCACGCUGAGCCGCAAAGUGUGAUAGGUCCAUGGGAGCUGUGUACUCAUAGGAUAAGCUACAGUCACAAUGCUGGAAGCAUGAUUCCUUAUCAUAGGAACCUUACUUCUCAGGGUUAUAAAGCCCUUAUUUUCAGUGGAGACCAUGAUAUGUGCGUGCCAUAUACGGGAAGUCAAGCAUGGACUUCUUCACUUGGAUACAAAAUUGUUGAUGAAUGGAGGCCAUGGUUCUCCAAUUCCCAAGUUUCAGGGUAUUUACAAGGAUAUGAGCACAAUCUCACUUUCAUCACCAUAAAGGGAGCGGGACAUACUGUGCCUGAGUACAAGCCAAGAGAGGCAUUAGAUUUCUAUAGUCGAUGGUUAGAAGGAAACCCAAUAUGAUCCAAAUUUAAUAAUCUUUUUAUUGAAAAAGGAUGAUUAAAAAAAAAAAAACUCAUUCUUAUCCUUCUUGUUUGAAUGAAAAUUCAUAUACCACAUUCACAUAUUAUGAAUAAAAUUCUCUCUCUUAAUUGAAUAA